Molecule: messenger RNA, 7083 nt
Organism: Pieris brassicae (large cabbage white)
Lineage: Eukaryota; Metazoa; Arthropoda; Insecta; Lepidoptera; Pieridae
Product: zinc finger protein OZF-like
Exons: 21
Coding region: 529-2709 (726 amino acids)
Biological process (GO): regulation of cytokine production; negative regulation of transcription by RNA polymerase II; regulation of immune system process
Cellular component (GO): nucleus
Molecular function (GO): RNA polymerase II cis-regulatory region sequence-specific DNA binding; DNA-binding transcription activator activity, RNA polymerase II-specific
Source: RefSeq, a predicted model, not a curated record
AAUCUACGGAGAGCGACACAAACUGCGUUGAUUCUGAUGAUGGUUGCAAUUCCACUUUUUAUAUUCCUGUCUUGUUCAUUACUCUAUUUACUGUCUUUACGUUCUUCUAUAUUUGUGAGAUGUUAUUGGGUAACUGUAAAUAAUUAUAAUAAAGUAUCUCAUUAACGACGUCUUAAAUUUCGCGCCAUACUUUUAAUUGGUGGAGAAGUCGUCCCCAAGCGUUCACGGCUUCUAUGCGCACGAACGAACGCGCAGAACAAUGAGGUAGCAGCCAUUUUAUGUCGCUGGCUAAGAAAAACAUAAUUCGAAUGGCCAAUCUUAUCGGAAUUGUGUAAUUAGUGUUCUAAUUUAUGUGUUUCUGCACACGCCACUUUUGUUAGACGUUUCUUCAUAUAAGUUGGGGCAGGGAAGCUGCGAUGGGGUGCAGCAGGCACCAUUAGCUUUCCAGCGCAUUGGGGCGUGGGGGGCGUGGCACGGGGCGUGGGCGUCCCCGUGCCGCCCCCCGGCGACCUUCUGGCCACCAUCUCCAUGUUCGAGCAGCAGAUUAAAGCUGAGCCUAUGAGUUUCUACACAUCACAUUCGCAUAUAAACACCGGCCCGCCUACUAUAGUCCGUUCAGAUUCACAUGGUAUCAUUAUGAACCAGCAUCUUCCCCAAGAGGACUCCAAAGACAGCCUCAUACAACACCAAGUACACCAACAGGAGCUGCUGGAACAGCACCAACAGGAUAUGCAACAUGAACAGGAUGAUGAUGUUGAUAAUCUAAGUUUUAAAGGUAUGGACGAUGAAGGUGUAGAAAUGGACAUGGAUGGACGGCAAUGUUCUCAGGGUAUGGGUGUCGAUAUGGGAUCGGUUCAGACGAAGAUGGAAGUGUCUAACGGUCAAGGUGUACCACGAUCUAAACCUCAAGCUUGUAAGGUUUGCGGCAAAGUGUUGUCAUCGGCGUCUUCGUAUUAUGUCCACAUGAAACUACACUCGGGCAACAAACCUUUUCAGUGCACGGUAUGCGACGCAGCGUUCUGCCGCAAGCCAUACUUAGAAGUGCACAUGCGCACGCACACAGGCGAAAGACCUUUCCAAUGCGAUCUAUGUCUCAAGAGAUUCACGCAGAAGUCCAGUCUCAAUACGCACAAACGUGUACACACCGAUGAGCACCUUCGCGCAUUGAUGGUGAAGGAGCGGCCCUACAAGUGUGACCUCUGUCAGAUGCGCUUCACGCAGAGCUCCAGCCUCAACCGCCACAAGAAAAUACACACGGAGGAGCACAGACGAGCCCUGUUAGAGAAAGUGCGGCCGUACCAGUGCCACAUCUGUUUUAUGCGCUUCACUCAGAAGUCCAGCCUUGGCCGACAUGGAAAGAUACACACGGAGGAGCACAUCCAAUCGCUGAUCAACAAAGUGCGCCCCUAUCAAUGCGACAUCUGUGACAAGCGCUUCACUCAGAAGUCCAGCCUGGGCACUCAUAAACGUAUACACACCGGCGAGCGGCCCUUCCAGUGCACCGUCUGCCUCAAGUCCUUCACGCAGAAGUGCGCGCUCAAUUUGCACGAAAAAAUACAUACGGGCGAGCGGCCCUAUCAGUGCGACGCGUGUCUGAAGCGCUUCACGCAGAAGUCCAGCCUCAAUAUCCAUAGACGGACGCACACAGUCCAGGGCAGACCGUUCCAGUGCCUGUCGUGUCCCGCGGCCUUCACCUGCAAGCAAUACCUGGAGAUUCACACGCGGACGCACACGGGUGAGCGGCCGUAUCAGUGCGACAUCUGCCUGAAGCGCUUCACGCAGAAGUCGAGUCUCAACAUUCACAAGCGGACGCACUCAGACCGGCAUACAGUGCAGGGCCGGCCCUUCCAGUGUCUGCAGUGUCCGGCGGCUUUCACUUGCAAGCAGUACCUGGAGAUCCACAAUCGCACGCACACGGGCGAGCGGCCUUACCAGUGUGACGUGUGCCUCAAGAGAUUCGCGCAAAAGUCUACGCUGAACAUACACAAAAGAACGCACACAGUGCAAGGGCGGCCGUAUCAGUGCAUGGAGUGCCCGGCGGCGUUCACUUGCAAGCCCUACCUGGAAAUACACAUGCGCACGCACACAGGCGAGCGGCCCUUCGAGUGCGAUGUCUGUUACAAACGCUUCACGCAGAAAUCUACCCUCAACAUUCACAAGCGCAUUCAUACCGGGGAACGCCCUUACGCAUGUGAUAUAUGUCAGAAAAGAUUCGCUGUGAAGAGUUAUGUUACGGCUCACAGGUGGUCGCACGUAGCGGACAAGCCGCUAAGUUGCGAGCGUUGUUCAAUGACAUUCACGUCCAAGUCUCAAUUCGCUUUGCACAUUCGUACGCACGCGGCUGGGCCUUGCUACGAGUGUAGCGUGUGCGGACGCACGUUUGUACGGGACAGCUAUCUUAUACGUCAUCACAAUCGUGUGCACCGCGACAGCCACAGUAAUAUGUCCGCUAAUAGUGGCGUCAUAAGCAACGCUGGUGGGGCUGGAAAUUCAGGAAACUAUGACUCGCCUGGCGUCUGCGAUUUGAGCUUCGUGCCUAUGGUGAACCGUUACCUGACGUCACAGGGUACACAAGUGUCGCUUGACGGCACCACCAAGAUGUCAGCCAUGUCACCACAGUCCAUCGCUUCUAUUUCGUCCCCCCCUCCGUCGCACACACCUACCCCCCAGCCUCAACAGAUGACGUCAGGGAUGCGACUCUCGGACUGAUCCCUUCUGCAUAUUGCUCUCGAUUGAAGUCCGUAGCCGCAAGUGCAAUAAGGCCAGGAGCAGCUACACACUUUUAUAUUAUAUUUAUUUAUACAUUAUGUAUGUAUGGUCGGCCGUCACUCGUUAACGGAUGGAGAGGAUCCCUCGGGCCGAGCACGUGUCGGGUUUAGUCAGUAGGGCUGCUACGUUUUACUUUAUUGCUUUAACCGACUUAAAAGGUUUAGACUUGAUGACAUGUAUGUCAUAGAAUUGGAUUUGAAAAAUUCUGUAAUGUGAACUUUUUAUGUAUGUUUGUCUACGAAAUAAUGUCGAGGAUAUUCCAACUUAGUGGUUAACAAGUUUCACGAAAAUCUGUGUUUAAUAUUCAUUGAUAAAUGUAUUAAUUCAAUGUUUGUAUAAUAAUAAUGAGACAAAUACUUCACUGUUCUAUAACCAAUAGACAAAAACUACAUAAAGUAAAAUGUUUUAGUAAUUGGAAAAUUGAUAUUCUAAAUGUUAAUGUCGCUGAUAAGAAUGACAACGCAUGGUCACGUGACCAUGCAUUCCAAAAUCCUUACUGCUGUAUGAUAGUAGCAGCCCUCAGUAGUCAGUAGUGUGGUAGCGGUACCGCCUGGUACGUAUUGUGAUCGUUUAUCCGCUGUGAUUUAUCUACCAUCACUCGUGGUGGGAAACAUGAAUCGUUACUUAAAGUUUCAUAGAUUGUAGGCCUAAAUUUUUGAUCUCAUAUUCUAAUUUGCUUAGUGAUAAUAUCUUUCGGAAUUGUUAAUGGUAAAUCCAGAAAUUCUAAAUUUGUGGUCACUCGCUUGUCAUCCCCUGUAACGUGCGACAAGUGCAGAAUUGAUAUCAUACAGUUGACAGCUGACAGUUGACACUUGACAGGUACGCAUCACAGACAUUUUUUACUUAUACAAAUCGAAAGUGUUUCUUCGCUAGAAAAGCGGGCAAAAAUUAUUUUUGUAGGGAAACUUUAUGGGAAUAAUUUUGUAUUGGAAAAUUGUGCACUUGUUGCUCGUAUCGUACGUGUUAGAGUAGUGGAAUAAAUCUUAUUGCGAUGCUUUAACUUAGAUGUCUGUAAAUGACUAAUUUUAUAGAACUGUUACUGAGAGGUCGAAUAUUUUGAUCGCUGGAGGCCUAUGGGCAUUCGGCGGGAACGCUUUAAUGAACAGAUUUCAUAUGAAGAUAAUAAUUACGAGUACAAACGUUUGAACCCGCACUCAGGGGCAAUAAGAUGGAUUCACAAAAUUAACUUUUAAUAUGAUGUUUAUUGGAGUAAUCCAGAGAAGUGCCUGUUGCAACAUAAAAUUGGCAAUAUUUUUUAAUAGUAUUUCGUUGGUAGGAGUCACGUACGGUGUUCACGGUUACUGUUGAGGCGUUAGGACCCGUGUUCUGUGUUCUCGAAGCUUCUCUUUGUGUGCCUUCUAGCAGUUAGCGCGGGUAGGCGAUAUACUCGACUCCGUUUCAUUGUUUCGCGUUCAUGCUCGAUCUCUUAUCCUUCCGUUCCGCGUCUCGGGACUGACGGCGUAAUAGGGUUACGAAUAGUUGUAUAGCGGUAGUCUUCCAAUUCCUUGAGACGACGUGCAGUGUCCGUUGCGGGGGUUCCUUUGGGUUGCCAUUGUAAUAUCAAAGAUAGAUUGGUGCCAUUUCGAUGUACAUGCGGUAGACGUAAGUGUAUAGUUAAGUUCGCCGGUCAGGGUAGUGCUGAAAUAAAAUAUUGUAUCACCACGAGUCUCGGUUCGCGCCGCGUUUUGUUGGCGAUGCGAUGUUUUAUUUCCGUGUUGUGUCCAAGUGAAGGUCAAAAUUUGUAAAUAUUCGUAGGUUUUAUUUAUUCGAUUGUCGUGGGAUUGAUGAAUCAAAAUUUUAUUGUGAAAAAUUAAGUUUUCGUAGAAUCGUAGUUCUACGAGCCUAGGUCGAACUGAAGCUAUAAUAUUUGAAGUAAUCGUAGAGUAUUAGGUCAGAAGUAUACUUUCGUAUUUAAAGAUCGAAAUUUCCUCGUAGAUAUACAUAAUAAUAAAUAUAUACAUGCGAAUGUUGUUUGAUAGUCCUAAAUAUUUUUUUAUUUUGAUAGUUCUGUAUUUUGAAACACGAGAAAAUAAGCCAAUAUCUCAUUUAUCAUUUAUAAAUAAAUACUAAAUAAUAAUAUGUAUGUACUUUAGAUUAACAUACGGACGGAUGCAUUUAGUCGCCCAGGUGAAAGUAAUAGAUAAACAUCCAAAAUAAUUUAUCGAGUCUUUUCUAAAAUAACGUCUUUAUUAAGUUUUUUACCAAGCCAUUGAGAACAGUAUUAUUUAGAGAAACUAGAUGUUCCAUAAUUCGGAUAGUAUUGAUCUAUCCUAUACCAACUUAGUGAUCACCAAUGAAGAAUAUUAUUUACCUACAAUAUAUAUUUAGCGGCAGCAUCGGGAGCUCUGAGCGAUGUUGUGAAACCAUAGUUUACGUGAAUGGAAUAGAGACACCAACAUAGUGAACUAGUACAUAAAGUAUAUAUAAAUGUAUAUUAUCGUGUGUCCGCUCCCCGACGCUCCGCGAGGCUGGCACGCCUAUCUUAGAUUUAGUAAUAUAUUUUUGUUAUAUGUUCUUGUCUUUAUCGUGGUUGUUUUUAUUAUUGCUUUGCUGCGGUGUCACCCUGGCCGAGUCGGGAGGGGGACGGAGUAUAGAGAGCGGUCCUUCUUCGUUACGACAUGUAACUCUAUAUUUACAACCCUUACUUGUGUAUCGAAGGGUAGAGAUAUAUAUCGUAAGACGAGGGCCCUACUAACAGUUAGGAUGCACAAAUUUCACGACGACCCACAAAAGAUAUUUUUGCAGGCGAUUCUUUAUCGGAUCGGGAAUGUGUGCGUCUUCGCUGCCCCAACUAUUUUACAUACAAUACGAUGUUAGUUACUAAACUAGAGUGUAAUCGAGAUAUUUUUCAUUUACGUAAUCGUCAAAGUUUUCUUAGUUGUAUUUCCUACUUAUUUCCAACCGUAGAAAAGACUGAGUCGCUAUGGAUCCACAGUUUACACCGAGAAUACUCAAUGGGAGGAUUGGCAGAAGUUUAUAGGUUUGUUAUGUUUGCUAAUAUCGGAGCGGUUGUGGUGUUGGACCAACCAGUUUCUUUGUAAAUCGUAAAAUUUUGUUAGGAAAUCGUACAUAUCUUAGCCGUUGAUGAUAAAUGUAUACCUAUAUCGGUUCGAGGCAGCGCUGGUCUGUCAAAAUCGGGCUAGUUCACCUCCGUGUGCCGGUUUAUUGAGCAACAGUGAGCCUUGUGUAAUCAUUAUGACUAAGGUACAUAAAUAUUUAGUUCUAUAGUACGUUAGAUUUACGCGAAUAUCUGCUUUGUCAACUUAUUGCGUUGCUUACAUUAUAAUCAUACGGAGUACAGCCUAAGGAUUUUAACGUUUUUUUAUAUACUGAGAGCUAUUUCUAAGUCGCUGAUUUUGUACUAUUUAUAGUUGUAUAAAAAUUAUAUCGGCUUUAAGCCAAAUUGAAGUUUUGGAGUGUUUUACAUACCUACUUUUAAUUCCUAUUUUAUUAAAAUUCACAACAAACAUCAUGGCAUGAUGCUUUUUCGCGGUCAUUUAGCGAUAGCUCUACAGAGUUUUAUUGACCAAUAUUUUUAACUGCAACUGUUUUUUCUUUAAUUGUUAAAAUUUUUAGGCUAGUUAUAUUUUAUGACAUAAGUUAGGUUUGUUAACUGGUGUAUUACAUUGCACGUUAUUAUGCCUUUACAGCCUCCUUUUCAUAUUUAUUUUCUUGUACUCUGUUUCUAUUUGAUUUGAGUUUAUUUUGAUGAUACCCGAAAUGUACUGUUUAGAAUAUUACUAGUUCAGUCAUUUUAUACUUUUAUAAGUAGCAUUUUUAUAUUAAUUGCAACCGCAAGGGUUCCUUUGACAUAUAUAUUUUACGUUGCCUCUUGGGACUGAAUUAUUUUAUAUUGAAGUUACAUUUUAGGUAUUAUCGUUUACAUGUGUUAUUUUAUACAUAUUCUUAUACAAAUUAUUAUUUAACGUUGAUUCUUUAAGAGUAUACCAUUACAAUUAAUGUAAAGAGGCUGUAAGGGAAAUUAUGUAGUCAGCAUUAUGUAUAUGCUUUAAUGUGAUUUUUUAAAUGUACUCUUUAUUAUUAUUAGAAUCAUCAAUCAAUAUAAUUAGCGAACUAACAAAGCGAUUUUUAAUAAAUUUUUCAUUUCAUAGUGAUUUAUAUUUAGAUCAAAAUAAAUACAGAGUUUAUUUAAUUUUAUGAAAAGUAUACAUUGUAAAAUUAUUCGAUAGCGCUCGGUAUGUCGGGCCCUUAUAAAAAAGAAAUUAUAUGAAUGCAAAAAUAACGAGUCACGAUUCUUUUAGAAGUCGCCAUGUAGUGGAGAAAAAUAAACGUGCCAUGAUAUUUGUGGCUAAA